Messenger RNA from Bombina bombina (fire-bellied toad), 3997 nucleotides. RefSeq lists its product as uncharacterized. Gene Ontology annotation, molecular function: DNA binding. The record is from RefSeq and is a predicted model, not a curated record. The coding region runs from base 72 to 2144 and encodes 690 amino acids. NCBI's taxonomy places the organism in Eukaryota, Metazoa, Chordata, Amphibia, Anura, Bombinatoridae. Gene Ontology annotation, biological process: DNA recombination; DNA integration. The transcript is spliced from 2 exons.
UGCUCCCCUCGGGGCCUAGCGAUCUCCUUCGCCAGCCGCGUGGUCCGGGUCCGACUUCCGGUGUCAACGCCAUGUUAGUGACGUCACCGGAAGCGGACAUCGGCACUUCCGGCUUGGCAGAUUCCCGCGCGGUCACAAGGACAUCGGCUCCCGGGGCAACGCCACUUGCAGGUGAGCACCGAGAGCCGUCCUUGGCCGUUGGCGGGUUAUCAGUGGGGGGUCGGAGGGGCAUUAGCAGCGCAAGCAAACUGCGCAAGCGAACGGCACAUUUGAAUGUUAAUCCUCAGGGGCAUCAAAGGGGUCGCUCCAUCAUAAGAGGUAGUACCAGGCAGAUAGCCAGUGAUAGGGGUAGGGGGACACGCAGAGUUAACCCUUCCAGGGCAAUGAGGCCAUUACAGUUUAUACAAAUGGGAGAUAACGCAAAUGCCGUUCAGCAGGCCGCUCCCGAUAUUAUUAACCCACACAGGGCUGAUAGUGGUUUAGUGCAAGCGGCCGCUCAGCCGCAUGAUAUUGUGUCUAAUAAUAGCCUGCAUGUGAAUCAAGGCAAUGUUCAAAGUAUGCAUGUUAAUCAAAACAUUGAGCAUCAUUUACCAUCUCAUCAUUUACCAUCCCCCAUUGGUGUGAAUGCGGCUUUGAAUGGUGUGAACGUACAAGCAGCUCCUCAGGGAUAUAAUACACCCCUGGUUGGCAUACAUAAUGCGAAUGUGCAAUCUUUAAGCCAGCUACAACAUCCCAUUACUUUAGGCAUACAAGGAGUACAACCCCUUGAUCAGGGUAUCCACUCCCCCAUGGCAGCCACGCAGGGCGCUCAUGCACACUCAUUAAACCAUGCACAAUCAAUAAGCCAGGCAUGCCAUAACCCUAUUGUAGACCAGCAGGGUGUGAAUGCUCAGACAUCUGCGAAUGGACAGUCAGUGAGUCAGGGAUUUCAUACACCACUUCAUAUAGCUCAUCCACCCCUUGCUACUGAUAAUCCAGACACAUCCAUUGGGCAAAGUGCUCGCCAAAUUCUUUCUCUUUUGCAGGGGGCAAUUGGAUCACAAAGUGCAGCAAAAACACGGACCAACACUGCCACAGUCAUGAGUGGGGCGGAUGCAGGAGUACCAGGCAGCAUUACAGCAGGAGCAGCAGCCACCACUUCCACUGCACAGCAAGGGUCUUCAGGACUCGCCCUCCAAAACCAGCCAGCAGGCCAGCCCGUUUCCAGCAUGGGUCAGGGACCUCCUGCCAUUAGUCACGCUCGUCCUUCCUGGAUAGCCUUACUGCCGUUGGUCCGCUCCUCCUUAGCACCAUCCACUUGGCACGCCUAUGCCCGCAUGUGGUCUGAAUGGGACAAUUUCUGUGCGUCCAGGGGAGCCGACGCUGCUCAGGGGUCUAGGGACAACUUACAUGAUUGGCUGGUGAGUUUGCAUGCCUCUGGGGCCCGUCAGGGGGCAAUACAAUCCAAAUUGGCCGCCCUCUCAUUUUUCUAUAGGGCAUUAGCCAUUCCUGACCCAACCAAUUCCUUUUUUAUUAGGCAGGUGAUCAAGGGUUGGGGCAGAUCGCAGCAGCGGAAAAUAGACACGCGCGAACCCAUCACCCGCGACCGCCUGGAGAGUUUGCUCUUGGCGCUCGACGUGGUCUGUAGAUCAGAUUUUGAAGCCCUACUCUUCAAAACUGCGUUUAAUCUGGCCUUUGCCGCCGCUCUUAGAGUUAGUGAGGUAGUAGCACCCUCCAAGCAGGCGUCUGGGGCAGGUAUACAAUUGCAACAUGUUAGAGCUGCCCCUGAUUCCUUACUUCUUUUUCUGCCGCGAUCAAAGACAGAUCAGGAAGGUAAGGGAACCUGGAUCCCCGUUCACCCUCAGGUGAACAGCGCAUGCUGCCCGGUUAACUGCGUUAAUCUUUACCUGGCUCAAAGGCCGCCUGGCCCGGGGCAAUUCCUGGUCCAUGCGGACGGCAGAUCCCUUUCCAAAUUUCAGUUCGGUAGGGUCCUAAAAUUGGCGGCAGUCCAGGCGGGGCUGGACGCUAGCAGACUGGCCCCGCACUCUUUUCGCAUAGGGGCCGCGACUAACGCUGCGCAAGCGGGCUCCUCGUGCGAGGACAUAAAACGUAUUGGGCGUUGGCGGUCCAAUUGUUUCAGAACCUAUGUCCGUCCAAUUGUUUAAUGUUUAGAUGUUAAUUCAGGAUACUAAAAUGUUUGUCUCCACAGGCACUACCCCCGGGGUGAAGCGAAUCUGGAUUGUGGGCCACUCCUUUGUCCACUGGGCCUCCCUACGCUGUGCGUCCCUCCCAUUUGGCCAAUCCCUAGGUCUCCCUUCCAACAAGGCAUCCGUUAGGUGGUUGGGUGAUAGGGGGAUGUGCUGGCCCCAAUUAGCAGGAACCAUAUCUGGGGCCCUGGUACGCUGGGGGAAGCCUCACAUUAUUAUUCUUCACCUAGGGGGUAACGAUGUGGGGGCCAUACCAGUUUUACAGUUGAUUAAGGUUAUGCAGGCAGACAUUGGGUGGCUAAGAGUACGCAUCCCGGGGGUCAUGAUAGGGUGGUCCCAUAUAAUACCCCGUCUCCACUGGAGGCAUAUGUCGGCCCAUACGGCGGCAUACCGGGUUAGGAAGAAGAUCAAUGCGUCUGUAGCGAAAACCGUCACUGGGUCAGGUGGCUUCGUGGUACGGCACGAAGCCAUUUCGGCUGAUAGAACCGAGCUAUAUAGAAGGGAUAAAGUUCACCUUUCUGAUGUGGGGCUGGAUUUAUUCAUAGGGGACAUUCAGAGAGCUCUGUUACCCCUCCUGUAAAUCGGGUUGUGCAUUGGCGGCAAGGGUACCAUUAAAAUGCUUCCUUGUGGCGGGAGAUCCUCGGUCCGGUUGCGCAGGAGAAGGUCGCUAGGGGUGAGUGAUGGCCAGACUUCCGGGGAGGAGGGUAGGCCCUCACGUGCACGUGACGGUAACCCUCCUUCCUCCCUUUUGAGGGAUGGUCACGUGAUCUCUGCAACCCCUCAGCGUCAUCUCCUUAGGGCAGAGACUCCUCUGCUGCUGUUCCCGUUGGGCCGGUGAUCUCCUGCUGUUCUGGGUAGCUGAUCUCUAUGCCGCCAUAUAUAUUUUCAGUUCUAUCAGUUCUAUCUAGUUUGUUAGGUUAAUAAAAUUUUAUGGCCUGUGACGGUCACAAAAUUUUUCCCAUAAAAAGUUUGUCUGUGGUUAUUUCGCACUACAUUCUCAUGUACAUAGUUAUUUAAUUAAGUUAUGUUAAAUCCUCUCCUCUGUGAAGAAGGAUCCGGUAAGCAUUUAAUCCCUUAAUGCAGUGUAGGGCUUAGUAUAAGCCUGGAGCAGUCUAAGGGUUAAGGCUGUAGGAGAGUGGGUUAGAAGAGAGAGGGAAGGUGCUGGGUGCAACAUUGUUGCAAUUUAGGGUAGGCCCCUCCUUACCAGUAGAUAAGCCAAGUUCUCCCUUGCAACUUCCUCUUCUUCUCCGGAUCCUGGCUGAAGCAGUUUUUUCCCUCCCUCCCUUCCCCUUUUGUAAUGUUUUAAUGAUGUUGUAUUUUCGACGGCACCUUAAUGGCAGGGCUAUGGCUACUCACCCUAGGCCCAAUAAGCCAUUACUGUAGGAUAUGGAUCUCCUCUCCCUGUUAUGCGGUUUACACGGCUUGGUAACAGGGAAUCCUUAUCUAGGUGGAAGAUCUUCUUUCACCCUGGCGGCGGGAGAUCCUCGGUCCGGUUGCGCAGGAGAAGGUCGCUAGGGGUGAGUGAUGGCCAGACUUCCGGGGAGGAGGGUAGGCCCUCACGUGCACGUGACGGUAACCCUCCUUCCUCCCUUUUGAGGGAUGGUCACGUGAUCUCUGCAACCCCUCAGCGUCAUCUCCUUAGGGCAGAGACUCCUCUGCUGCUGUUCCCGUUGGGCCGGUGAUCUCCUGCUGUUCUGGGUAGCUGAUCUCUAUGCCGCCAUAUAUAUUUUCAGUUCUAUCAGUUCUAUCUAGUUUGUUAGGUUAAUAAAAUUUUAUGGCCUGUGACGGUCACAAAAUUUUUCCCAUAAAAA